ACCUGUCUCAGGGAAAGGACUAACACAGGUGUGUUGGAACUUGGGCUACUGCCAGAGCUAGAUUAUGAGCUCAUUUGAUCCACAGAUACACUCACCACCACGCUGCAGCCCACAAUUUCCAAACAUCGGCCAGGAACCACCUGAAAUGAACAUCUACUAUGAAAAUUUCUUCCACCCACAGAAUGUUCCUAGUCCUCAAAGGCCCACAAACUUCGAAACAGGGGACUACUCUGCUGCACCCAAUCCUUACUUGUGGUUAAAUGGACCUUCCAUUAAUUCUUCGCCUUACCUGCCAGGAUCCAACAGUAGUCCAUACAUCCCGCCAUCCUAUGGAAUGCAAAGGCAGCUCUUGCCCAACAUGCACGGCUUGACAGGGAAUGAAAUGGGCUGGCUCCCUAUGCCUUCUCAAGAGGAGCUGAUGAAGCUGGUCAGGCCACCUUAUUCCUAUUCUGCCCUCAUUGCCAUGGCUAUCCAUGGGGCACCAGACAAGAGGCUGACGCUCAGUCAGAUCUACCAGUAUGUUGCAGACAACUUCCCCUUCUACAAUAAAAGCAAGGCUGGUUGGCAGAACUCUAUUCGUCACAAUCUGUCCCUCAAUGACUGCUUCAAAAAGGUGCCCCGGGAUGAAGAUGAUCCAGGGAAAGGCAAUUACUGGACUCUGGAUCCCAACUGUGAGAAGAUGUUUGACAAUGGAAACUUUCGGCGGAAAAGGAAGAAGAAAUCUGAUUGUACUGCCAGCACAGUGUCUUUGGCUUCUGACAAAUCAGAGGACAGUGCCUUAAGUGGCAGUCCCAAGGCUCCAGAACACCCAGAUAUCUUGGAAAGCUCAUCGGGAACAGAUAGCUCACCUGAAAAGAGGUCUCCGCCACCACCAUCCACUACUCCUUGCCUCAAUAAUUUCCUCUCCAGCAUGACAGCAUACAUGAACGGGUCCAAUUCGGUGAGCCGCUCAAUGCCCCUGGGACUUGGCACUGAUGCUGGUGACAAAAUGGGACAGAAUAUGGUAGGCUUCAACUCAUACUCUCCUCUUCCCAGCCAUGGGGGUGGAGAGUGGUCCAAUUCUAUGUCAUCUGGUCCUCUUGGCUAUAGCAGUUCAGUUCUCAACCAGUUCAAUACCAGUUUCUACAACAGCCUUGCUGUCAAUAAUACUCUGUAUGCCAGAGAGGGAACUGAAGUGUAACAAAUGGAGGCCUUGCAACAGGAGGAGCAUUGUGUAAUAAGUCAGAAAGAGGAAAUAUUUCAGGGAAAAGGGCUUCACGUGAGCUCCCCUGUCCCCAAUUUUUCUUAGACUAACCAAAGAUUCUCUAUUAACAUGUUUCCAGACAGGGAUGGUCAUAGAAUUCAGCGGCUUCAAAUCAUGUGAAGACUUCAACUCAUCAUAAAAAUGUUAAAGAAGAGCACGUCCUUUUAACUUGCACAUUAGUCAAUCAGAAAUAAUUGGUUCUAGACUUUUUUACAUUAAAGCAGAACAGAGUGAUCACUUUAGACAUAACCCUGCCUUGGAAAAUCUACCCUCUUUUUGCUUUCUAUGCAUUCCGUUUGAGUACAAAAGUACAAUAAAGAAAAACAUUAUAAUCUUCACUAGUUGGGUUGAAUAGGAUCUCUUACUUAACUGAAAACUUGGCAUGAUCCAGCUGAUAAUCAGUGUGCUUAAUAUCUCAUUUAUUCAAUGGGAGAAUGCUUAUGCUUCUCAUCCACUGAAAAAUACUUACCCUGGGCUGGAUUCACUAAAUGAAAUGUACUAUUUCAUCAGUGUAAUGUGAUAUGCAGAGAAGGUAAACAAGGUUUGGGAGUAAACUUCCAUCACCCUUUUCCUAAUAUCCAGAAAAUACAUAAAUAAAAACUUGACUUUUUAUUA
Molecule: messenger RNA, 1858 nt
Organism: Candoia aspera
Lineage: Eukaryota; Metazoa; Chordata; Lepidosauria; Squamata; Candoiidae
Gene: FOXI1
Product: forkhead box I1
Exons: 2
Coding region: 65-1180 (371 amino acids)
Biological process (GO): anatomical structure morphogenesis; cell differentiation; regulation of transcription by RNA polymerase II
Molecular function (GO): RNA polymerase II cis-regulatory region sequence-specific DNA binding; DNA-binding transcription factor activity, RNA polymerase II-specific
Source: RefSeq, a predicted model, not a curated record